Dunckerocampus dactyliophorus (ringed pipefish) is the source of this 1481-nucleotide messenger RNA. RefSeq names its product HUS1 checkpoint clamp component (gene hus1). Gene Ontology annotation, biological process: meiotic DNA integrity checkpoint signaling; telomere maintenance; nucleotide-excision repair. The record is from RefSeq and is a predicted model, not a curated record. Gene Ontology annotation, cellular component: nucleolus; checkpoint clamp complex; site of double-strand break. The coding region runs from base 129 to 986 and encodes 285 amino acids. The transcript is spliced from 8 exons. Lineage: Eukaryota; Metazoa; Chordata; Actinopteri; Syngnathiformes; Syngnathidae.
CAAGUUUCCAGCGGACCUAUACUACGGACGGACCGAUACAACACCGCGGGAAGCUGAACAACUUUAUGUUUAUUUUGUGAAUGCUUAUUUAAAUUCACUUUAUUAACAUUUUAUCGGCUCGGCUCGACAUGAAGUUUCGUGGGAAGAUCGUCGAUGUGGCGUGUCUCAACCAUUUCACUCGUGUGGUGAGCACAAUCUCCAAGCUGACCAAGACCUGCGUCCUGCGUGUCACAGGGGACCACCUCUUCUUCGUCCUCAGUGGAAAAGUGGCAAACGGAGGCGUGGGCAUGUGGUGUGAGCUUGCCCAGGCCAACUUCUUUGACGAGUACCAAAUGGAGGGUGUGUCCUCGGAGGACAAUGAGAUUUGUCUGGAGGUCACGCCGGAGAAUGUGUCUCGUGCCCUGAAGACUGUCCAGAACGCCAAAAGUGUUAAAGUCAAAUUGACCAAGAAGCACUGCCCCUGUUUGACAAUCGUCGCUGAGCUGCCCACCAUGUCCAGCACCAGCCGUAUGGUCACUCACGACAUCCCCGUUGAUGUCAUUCCCAGGCGACUCUGGCAUGAGUUCAAAGAGCCCAGCAUGCCCGACUUUGAUGUGAGCAUCUACCUGCCGCCUCUGAAGACAAUGAAGAACGUGGUGGACCGGAUGAAGAACCUCUCCAACUUUCUGGUGAUGGAGGCCAACAUGAGUGGCGAGAUGAACCUGAAGAUCGAGACUGACCUGGUGUCCGUCACCACUCACUUCAAAGACCUGGGAAACCCUCAGUGGGAUGACGACACCUCCCAAGAUGGCGGCCCAUCUCGGAGGCGUGACCCGGACACGAUGGCCCAGGCUCGCGUGGACAUCAGGAAGCUGCAGCAGUUCCUCAUCGGUCAGCAGGUCAACCCCAGCAAAGCCAUGUGCAACAUUGUUCACCAGAGGGUGCUCCACCUCAUUCUGCUGCACGAGGACGUCUCGCUGCAGUACUUCAUCCCCGCCGUGGCGUAGACGCUCGCCACCGUGUUGGAGAGAUAUCGCUGCCGGAGGUGGGCCACACCGCUGCAUCCAUCGCAAAGAAGACAUAUCAAAAUAUGAAGAUAUAAAAAUGUGUGUGAAUUGAUGUUCAGACAUCUUCACAGUUGGCACUGCUGACGCAAUGAUGUCAUCACGUUUGCGUGUCAUAACAGAAUUGUUUGCAGUAGCAGUCAAUCGUUAAACCGGUUGAGAAUGUGUGGAAUCUUCAGGGUGAGCAUGGAUCAUCACACUCACGGUCACUCAAGGUUCCACCCUCUUCCUCUACUUUGAAGGUGAAAACAAGUGAUGAUGUCACCAUCAUCAGACGGGCGACAUGUGACGCAGAAUAUUGUUAAUUUGUUACCGCUCCGACAGUGUCGAUCAAAAGUGAGCCUGAUUAUAUUUAUCUGGGAUUGUUAUCAAACUAUUAGAAGCUAUUGUCAGUAUACUGCAGUACAGUUGUAACACAUUGCAAACUGCAAUAAUAAA